UUUCUAGAUCUAGAAUCUAGAAUAUUUCUAGAAGUAGUAGAGUAAGAAUAAUCUAGAUUUCGAUACUACACCAGUAAAGUAGGCUUAGUCUAAGUAGGCCUACUUAUAUAUUUAUAAGUACUUGGGACAGUUAUAUUGUUGCCAAUGUUGGGUUGAAAUGCCUAAUUUUAUAGGUAAACUUGGGGGUUUUGUGACAUCAAUGAUGUCAGGUCGUGAUCCACCGCCAGGUGUGCUGCUAAUUGAUGAAACUGGUGAGGAGGAGCACAUACCUUCAGUUGUGAAAGAUUGCCAACAUCAUUUAGUAAAUGCAAUUUUACAAGGGGCACCUACUGAAGAAAUUAUCCAAAAUCUUAUUAUGCUGGACUGUCCAAGACUUGAAGAUAAAUAUUCUAUUCUCAGUGUGAAAGAACUAUUGGAACUUAACAACAGGAGCUUACAGGACUUAAAGAAUAUCAUUACAGGUUUGAAUGCCAUUUUGAAGUAUGCCAAAUACCUUAUCAAAGAGCCAGAGAAAAGGACUGGACAAUGGAGGAACAUUUCUUUCCAUAACACCUUUUUUCUUAAGAAAAUCAAACCUUUCAAUGGUUUUGAGAUUAUACUGGAGCAGCUUGGUUACACAGAGCAUGUGAGCUUUGGAUUGAGGUUCCCACUUGACAAGGAACCUAACAAAUCAGUGGUGGUCAACCUGAUUGCAGACAUGCUUUUAUUUAGAAAAGAACUGUUAGACUACCUGUUUGAUAAGCACCCUCACAAGCAAAUUUUUGAAGAAUUACUUCCCCAAGAAACAAGAGAUGAAGUAAUGGCCUUGGUAUUGUCAGGACUUAAGAUAGAAGAUGAACCAGCUGAUGUUUCAGGUCAGAGCUCCAUGGCUGAUUAUGAGAGUCAUUAUAGAAUGUCAACAUCUUCAAUGUCUUUAAAUAAUGUCAAUAACAGCUCUAGUCAUAUAGCUGGAAUCCAGAACAUGGAUAAUGUAGAUACCAAUGUGACUAAAGAAGUGACAUCAGCAUGGGAAGCCUUGCCAGAUGGAGCAAUCAAAGAUGAACUUGAUGCAAUGAAUUUUGUUAAAGAAGAAGGGACUUCAGAUAAAAUUUCUGAAACACAAGCCAUGCAAGAUCUUGUUUCACCACAGGAAGUGCCUGAUGCUGUCCCUUUAGUAAGUGGAGAAUGCUCUUCGUCUUCCAGCAGCAGACGUUUGGUGUGCUCUGUGUGCGGGGAAGAGGCGACACUCUUCUGUGCCAACUGCUCCAACAAGCAUCUGUGUGACAACUGCAACAUAACCUGGCACAAGCAUCCAUCACGCCAGAACCAUAAGACAGAGCCCAUCAGUGCACUGACCAGCAUAACCGGUGAGGGGUCAGUGCAGUAUGUGAUUGACCCAACUUAUGGAGUGUGUGCUCAAACAAACCCCAACCAUACCAAGUUUGGUAAAAAGCAACAGACACUUGUGGUGGAUCAGAAGAAUGACUCAAAAGCUUCAGCUUUGAAACAGUUUGCCCCCCACAACGUUUCAAAUUUAACUCAACUUGUCUCUGAACAAGAUUAUUUGUCUGGACAAAAUCAUUUUAAUAGAAAACAUCUCCCACAGCAACCAGAUGACUAUCAAAUUCUUGACUACCAAAGAAGUCAACAGAAACAGCACUAUCCGUUUCCACCUCACUUACCCCCCAACAUGGACCCUUACAGAUCAAUCAAAGAGCCUACCUACUUCUACCAGCAGCAGAGGAGCAUGUACCCACCAUCACAAAUGUUUCGGGGUCACCAGCAGCCUAUACCCCAACACCUGCUGGACAAGAAUAGCGAUGUCCAAGAGUACAUGCUUCACCAAGUAAAAGACCAGGACACAAGACAUGUUUUCCACCCCAGUCAGCGAAGUGGACAUUUUAGCAUGCUUGGACAUUCGAAUCAGUUCCAUCCGUCUCAGAUGAGUCCAGGUGUAAAUUCUUCAUUUAAUAUUGCUUCUGGCAACUUGCAACAGUCUAAUUUGUUGCAUUACAAUCCACAAGACAAUCAGAACAAUUCUUACCAGCUGCCUUACUCAAUACCUCCCCCUGUUCAUGGCACCUAUUUGUCAGAAGUUAAUCACAUGGAAGACUUUCACACAGCCUACCACCCCAAUGCUAGUUUCAACCCACAUCAGAUUCCCCAAACUUAUGGUCCAGGUGUCAGGCUCCAGCAGAACCUUGCUCAAGUGAGUGGCCUCUACCAGGAGCCCCAAGACCCAGCCAGCCUCAAAGUGAUGAGGCGCCUGUUACAAGAGCAAGAUCCUCACAAGAGACGUACCAAGUGUGAGACUUACAUUGAGGACUUGGACUUUGAUUUGAAAGAACUAGAUACUGAACUCAACCAUAAACUCUUGGAAAUUGAAGAUUUCUGUGAGUCUGAAAAUUUCAAAGAGAUGAUGAAGAGGAAGACAGCCAUGAUGAAGGAAAAAAAACAGUUGGAGUCAUUCUUAACACAGCUAGACACCAACAGUAAUGCCAAAAGUAAAAUCCCAGUAACUCCUGAUGCUCUGGCUUCCAAACAGAAAGGAGAGAUAAGCCAACAAAUAUUUUACCCUCCAGAAAUAGAGAAAGCAACUAUGAAGCUAAAUACAUUAGCAAUUUCAAGCUUUGGUGGCCAGAGUCAAUCAGAAGUGUUUAACAGAACUGGGAAUAUUACACCAGCUGUUCCCUUGCAUCAGACAGCAUCAAAUAUAGAGAAGGCUGGUUCCAAGCAUGUCAUGGGCAAUAUAGCAGUAGAGCUCAGUGCUGCCAGAACACCAGUAGAAAACAGUCCUGAAGAAAGGUAUGGUCAGCUAGAAUCUGGACAUUCUAAAGAGUCAAGGCAAAUAAUUGAGAAUCCUUUAAACAGAAUACUUACUCCACCAAAACCAUCUCUUUUACAUGGAUUGUAUCAAAGUUCCAGGUGGCAGUGCGAACACUGUACUUUCAUCAAUGACGCUGGUUCCCAUGUUUGUUCCAUGUGUGACAAGACUUCUGUUAACCCCCAGUUGUUUGGUUCACCAGAGGAGCGGACUCUUAGCUCUGACAAACAAAGUGAACCCUCCUUGGGAGACGAGGACCCUUUGCAGAAUUUCUUGCACAAAAUGGAAGGAGAAAAUGAAAAUGACAUAGAUCCAGACGAAACCCCUGUGAUUGGACGAAAUAUUACUGGCAGCCAAGAACAGGUGAUGAAAGAAAAGAAAAAAGCACAAGAAGAGUUUCAAAGGCGGCUACAGGAAGAGAAUAAAAGCUCAAUAAUUCCUCAAACUUCUGUGGCAGUUAAUUUAUCAGCUAAAGAAACCCAGCCCCAAGGUGUAGGUGCUCGUCCUAAAGAGUCUCCCGGACAGAAACCUGUCACAACUUUGUUGAAGGAAGAGCUCCACACACCCCCACCUUCAAUAAACAGAGUUCCAGUUCCUAUCCCAGUAAAGGUCAAGGACAGUAAGUUCAAGCAAUCCAGCCUAGAGGACACCCUGGCAAUCUUCAACGAGCAGAAAGUUAUUGAUACUAUGAAAGAUGAAGGUUUAAAAUUGGCCAAAUUAGUUAAAAAAGCUGACCAGGAAGGCUUUGAUGUAGAGGCUGUAAAAGUGGCCUUAACCUUCUGUGAGCUGCAGGCCAUGACUCCACUUGACUGGCUCCGCGCCAACUGGAAGAAAAAUGUAGAGAAGGUCAUGGAAAUGGCCGCACAGAUUGGCAACAACCAGCAGUGUAACAAUGUUGGGGAGCUGACCGAGGCAGAAGCAGGGGAGGCUUACAUCAGUUGCCAUGGCAACAUCAGAGAGGCAGCACAAUACUGUGCUGACAAGAGGAGUGCUUUGUUUGAAUAUCUGAGCAAUGUUGGGGAGUUCCCCAGAGAGGAGAUCCUACAGUGCAUGUUUCAAUGUCAAGGCAACCAAAAGUUGUCUGAAGCUCAACUUCAAAGGUCAAACCUGCAGCAGUUCCAUGACCGCAUAUGGGCACAGAAAGAUCCAAGCCAGUUCACUCUCACUGACCUGAACAAUCCAGAUGUAUGUAACAGCUUGUCCACAAGUGUCAUAGGUCACUCUGACUUCCAGAGGAUGAUCAAAGAUAGAAAUAUACCUUGUGAGAGACGCAUUCGCCUGGUACUUGUUGAAGGUAGUCUCAAGAGCUGGGGCAGAGCAGAGCUGGUCAUUAAGCUCCUGGACUCUGACCAACUUAAUAAUGAAUCCAUAACCUUAGAAGAUAUUGUAGAAGCAGUCCGAAACUGCAGAGAUAGACAGAGUGCCAUUGCCUACCUCCAGCAGGAGUGCCAGCUUUGUUUUACUCUCUUUCCAAUGAGCAAGAUUCGAAGUCUCAACUUUUGUCAAUGCAAAAUGUGCCAGGAAUGUCUAUCUGAAAAUUUUACUGUGGUCAUCCGUGAGAAGCAUGUCCGACACUGGACAUGUCCUUUGUGCUCCAUGCCAGAUCUUAGUGACGUGGAAGUUGCUUCUGACUAUCUUCAGUUCCUCACUUUAUUGCUUCAGCCUCUCAUAGAUUCAGACCUGCAAAACUUGUUUGAAACUAAAGUCAGAGAUUGGCAUUUACAGAAGGAUCCCAACUUUCGAUGGUGUGCCCAUUGUGCAGAAGGUUUCUUAGCUGAAAAUCGUGGAAAUCAUCUUCGAAUGACCUGUCCACAUUGUGGGGAGAAAACUUGUUUUAGUUGUAAAAAAGAGUGGGAGGAUCAGCAUGAGAAUAUAACAUGUGAACAGUUUGCUCAAUGGAAAAUCGACAAUGAUCCCAACAACCAAUCAGUGGGACUUGCCAAACAUCUUGACGAGAAUGGAAUAGAUUGUCCAACAUGUAAGAUGAGGUUUGCUCUAGCCAAAGGAGGAUGUAUGCACUUUAAAUGUCCAAACUGUGGGCAUGACUUCUGUAGUGGCUGUAAUGAGGCUUACCAUCAUAAAGAUGUCUGCAAUAAAUUUAAGGGAUGUAAAAAUCAAGGAUUUCACUGCCAUUGCCCUCGGGACUGUUUUUCUUUUUUACGAGAUUACCCUGUGGAUAAAUUACAAGCUCUGCUAAAGAUGCACAAUGUGGCCUUCAAUGUGAAAAUGCCAGAUGACCAGCAAGAUAGCAAACAUUGCCCAGUAAUGGAACAGAAAGAGUUUGAUCUGGUCAAAAAAGAUGAGAGGUGUGGAAAGAACACUAUUGAUGGUCAAGCUGGUCUUUGUGAACUACAUUAUAAAGAAUAUUUGGUCUACAUAAUCAACAAAAAUAAACUUGACCCAGUGGUGCUUAUGUCCAAAGAACAGAUGACUGUUCUGAUUCAAAGAUAUGACCUCAAAGUUCCGCCACAGAAGCCUAAUGAACCACUGGAAACAUAUGUCAACUCAUUGAGGAAGAUGAUAAAAGAGAAGCUGCCACUCAGGAGAUAGACAUUUUCGUUCACUUUUUGUCCAGUGUUCUGAUCACUAAUCCAACUUGAUGGGAUAAGAACACAAAACAAAUGACAGUAAAAUUAUUGUGCCCUUAUUGUCCUGUGAAAUUGAAGGCCAUGAAUAUAUUAUUAUAAUAAAGUGAUUUCUAUUGGAAGAUUUCAAUGAUAUUCAAAUGGGAAUGUAUUUAUUUUGUCUGUGUUAUCAAUGUAAGUGUUCUACUAACAAGCUCAGUUCAUACAUGUCUGUGAACUUUGUGAUUAUGCUACAUAACAUAAGGUCAUCUAGACCAUUUUCUGUGUGAUAUAUCAAAGAUUUAUUGUUCUGGUGCCUUAGAAAGUUACUAGAUGGUAACCUUUAACUUUUGAAUAAUGGUCUUAACCAUUUUUUGUUUUCUGGGUGUUAUAAAAACUUAUAAAUAAAAGAAGCAGUUCAUGGCCUAGUCUUUAUAUUUGGAAUGGUUCAUUCUAGAAAAAAGUUUAUCUUUUUUCACUUUAAAUCACCAAGAGCUUGUCAAGUCAUUCUAAGUACCUGCAAUAUUCAACUACUUAAAAAGAUUUGCUUUGAAUCAAGAUUGUUUAAAGAUACUAUUGAAUGAAAGCAGCCAUUUUGAGGCUGUUGGGGCUGAAACAUAAACACAAAAUCAUUUUGUCAAUAUUCUUAAAUAUUAUUUUUGUAUAAAAUAUCAAAUUUGUCAGCAACAAUGUAAGAAGUCAUACACCACUAUCAACCUGUCAGUAAUCAGUAUCAACCUGUCAGUAAUCAGUAUUAACCUGUCAGUUACAAAUCAUGAAAGAAAAAAAACAACAGAACAAACUGUUGACAACCUUAUCUUUCAUCUUACAAACGACAGACAAAUACUAGAUCACUUUAUGCUAGCUCUUCUGUAAUGAUGAUCUAACCAAUUACAUUGUACCUUACUCAAUGUAUGUAUUGCACCUUCUGAUCAAUUUCUUGUCUUUCUUUUGUGUAAUGUGAAUGAAGUAAAAUGACUCAACACUAGAAUGGUCACAUUUACAAUGACAGAAAAUUUUGAUUCUACAAACUUUUUUAUAUAGGUUACGAUCACAUCCAAAUUGUUACGAUCUAGAAGGAUAGAAUACAACAUAGAGUGAAUACUAAUAGAAAUAAGCACUUCAUAACUUAACCAUAUUGUAAGAAUAUCAAUGGUAACACAAUAGGAAGCCAGCCUAUGUUUUUACAGAGAUUAUGAACAUAUUUGAUGUCUUCUUGUAUAUAAUGCAUAUUUUAAGCAUGUUACUAAUGAAAUAUAACUCUAAUAAUGUGAUUUAUUAAUUACAUGUAAGAAAAUCUUAAAUUAUGUUGUUUUAAAUUACUGUCACUUGUUUUUAUCAACUCAAGGAUUUGAUUUGUUAUCACAGACUAGUGUUAAGCAGGUUAUAAUUUGUUUCAACAUUUUUUUAAAUUAUGUUUUUCUAUUAUUUUUUUUUCUGCCUCAUUUUUUUUUCUUUAUUUAUUGAUUUGAACAUUUUGUGUAGAUAGUUUAGAAUAUAACACAAGCUGCAAUAUUUUGUACAAGAUAUAUUUUUAUACCAUUGUUCCUGGCAGGAAAUAUUUUUGUACUGUACAUAAGAACAUCAUUUAGAUUUUCUCUUUUGUUUAGACGUGUAAAAUAAAGAAAUAAAAUACUGUGCAAAUAUAAUGUAGGUUUUAAUUUCUUUAUUUUUACUGUGUACUUAAACAAUGAAAAGUUCAUGGACUCAUUUAUAUAGUGACAGUAUAGGUGUUAUUUGUAUACAGCAAAGUAUUACUUAUAUCUUGACAGCAAAAGUGUUAUUUAAAUUCAAAUCUCAUCACAGUGUCUGCUUCAGUUCUCUGAGACUUGAUGUGAUGUCCCUUUAUCUGUGAGAUGUGUGGCUAAGGGGUAUAAACAGCUUGGCUACUUUAGAGGAGGCUCUAGUUCAAAUCCUGAAUUGUUUUUAGAUUUGACUCAAGCUGAGCGCCGAAAGACAGCAGAGAAACCUUUCCCAAGAUGAGUCUCUCCCCUACAUGUUUAAAAAGCACAUUGGACAAGAAGGCACUGGCAGUGGAGUAGGAGCAUGGACGAUGCACUUAAACAAACAACAUAAUGUUUAACAGUUUUAAAAGUUUGUUUUUUUAGUGGAUAAACCAAAGAGAAAAAUCGUUUGAAACUAUGCAAAUUCAGGAGUGCUGAGUUAGAAUCAACAGUGUUUUUAUCUGACUGAAUAGAGGAUUGAUUCUGCUCAAUUGUUCAGACAUUCCACCUAAUGAUAAAAAUUGAUAUUACUUAACAUAAUGCAGCCAAUGAGAAGAACCCUAUGUGCUUAUUGUGGGAUGCUAUUUUGGACUGAAUUUUUUUGAGGAAAUUAUUUAGCUCAGUCUCCACCAUUUCACUUUCUUUCAUGAAAAAGAAACAUCUUUGUGACUUGGGUGAUAAUAAUCAGAAGUUUCUUUUGGAGAUCUUGUAAUUGUAAAAACUAACACUUGUAAACACCAUGAUGUAAAAAGGGUUGGCAAUGCAGCUAUAAGACAGAUGAUUGAUUUUAUUAAUAUUUUCAAUUUAGCUUAAUAAAUCUUUCAUAAAAACCAAUAUGAUUUUUCUUGUUGAAUUAACUCAUUUAAAGUACUUAGAUUUUUUUUUUUCUUGGAUUUGUUCUGUGAUUAUUCAUUUUAAAAGUUCAUUCUGUUUACAGGUGAACAAAGGGUCUUCUUUAAUAUAUUUACUAGAGACAAAGUUUAAAUAGCUAUUGGUAUUGAUUGUUAGCUUUUUUUGCAGUCAUUGCCUUGGAAAAAAAUAUUUUUCUUACAACUACUUUGCACUAAGUUGAUUGAGAAACAGUUUGAAUAGUUAACAGAUUAAAAGUAAAUUUAAAACUGAUAUCAUAAAAUCCAAUAUUAGAAGGAGUACAAUUUUGAGUCUUUUACAAUUUAAUGUCUUGAUUAUUUAAUAUUUUACCUGUUAUUAAAAUACAGAACUUAUUGCUUAUCAUUUAAGUGGGGAAAAACAUAUUAAGCUUAUGUAUAUGAUUUCAUAAUGAUUAAUGGCUUUGUCUAUAUUAAAUGUAGCAAAAUAUGUAGGUCGCAGCUGAGUCUGCAUAGCCAUGUGAAAUAUUUACUUCUGUUUUAAUUUCAGUCUCAGAAAUAAACCUUUAUUUGAUUCAGUAUCACAGUAAAAACAAUACACUUCAAAUCUA
Messenger RNA from Biomphalaria glabrata, 8529 nucleotides. RefSeq lists its product as uncharacterized. The transcript is spliced from 27 exons. The record is from RefSeq and is a predicted model, not a curated record. Gene Ontology annotation, molecular function: K63-linked polyubiquitin modification-dependent protein binding; zinc ion binding; K48-linked polyubiquitin modification-dependent protein binding. The coding region runs from base 158 to 5353 and encodes 1731 amino acids. Gene Ontology annotation, biological process: protein linear polyubiquitination. NCBI's taxonomy places the organism in Eukaryota, Metazoa, Mollusca, Gastropoda, Planorbidae. Gene Ontology annotation, cellular component: LUBAC complex.